GAAGCCACCUCGGUAGCUUGCUAGCCAACGAAGUCGGCACAUUCAAGCUCUUUAGACAAUUUCGUUGUUUAUAUGCCGCUAUGUUUUAAACACACUUCUAUGCGUAAAAAUAAAACACUCAGUUACCCCAUUUAAUUUCAUAUUGACGUUAGUCAGCUAGCUGGCUGGUUAAGUUAGCAAUAGUCUAGUCGCUAAUGCUAGCUAGCUAACAUCUCCGACCAUGAGCUCUCUAAACUACUCUCCUCCUGCUAAAAAAGAGGAGGUCUGCUGGACGGAGAAAGAAACUCUCUUGAAAGAGGAGGAAGAGGAGGCUGUUACCGUCAAAAAAGACGUAGAGAGUGAGGCUGAUACAGUGAAAGAGGAAGAAGCUUACAGAGUGAAAGAAGAGGAGGAGGAUGUUACUGUGAAAGAGGAGGAUGGAGUUUUUGGGGUGGAAGAGGGGGAGAUGACUGUCACAGUGAAAGAAGAAGAAGACUGUUUUGGCGUGACGGAGAUGACUGUCGCAGUGAAAGAAGAGGAAGACUGUUUUGGCGUGACAGAGAUGACUGUCGCAGUGAAAGAAGAGGAAGACGUUUUUGGCGUGAAAGAGAUGACGGUCACAUUGGAAGAAGAGGAAGAGCAGGCUGGAGAUCUGAUGAACACCGGUACAUACAGAGAGGGACCAGACUCUUACUCAGACAGUGGGAAGAGUCCUUCAGGGGAACCAGACCCAGAGACGUCCAAACCAGCAAGACCACACCACUGCUCCCACUGUGGAAAGAGUUUUACUAAGUUACGGAACCUAAAAGAGCAUGAGAGGACACACACAGGAGAAAAUACUUUUCAAUGCUCCCAGUGUGAAAAGAGUUUUAAAGAGUUAGGGAACCUGAAAAUACACAAGAGAACACACUCGGAAGAGAAGCCUUACCACUGCUCCCAAUGUGGAAUGACAUUUAGGUGGUUACAAGGCCUGAAAAGACAUGAGAGAAUACACACAGGAGAAAAGCCCUACCACUGUUCCCAAUGUGAAAAUAGUUUUAGGUGGUUAGAAGGCCUGAAAAGGCAUGAGAGAAUACACACAGGAGAAAAUCCCUUCCAAUGCUCCCACUGUGGAAGGAGUUUUACUCAGUUAGCGAGCCUGAAAUCACAUCAGAGGAUACAUACACAGGAGGAGAAGACAUUCCACUGCUCUAAUUGUGGAAAGACAUUUUCCCGGGCAGAGGACCUGAAAUCACAUGAGAGAAUAGAGAGGCUGUGUUCUGACUUAUGUUUUUGACUGAGAAUUUGUGUUUUUGUUCUUGCCACAUGAAAUCAUAUUGUUUACAUGAAAUCAUACUAAAAAAUAGGCCUGUUUUUUCAUCUCGAGACAUGAUCAUGUCUAAAUUCAGAUUAAUUAUUUGUAGCUAUGUAUUUCAUUUUCUUUGAGCUUUGAUUAAUUUCAUACAAGUAUAGUAUGAGCCAUGUUGUUCAUAAUAUUAUUUUGAUAUUGCUAAUUGUAAAUUAUAUAAGUAAGUACAUAGCCUUGCACAUGGCAUAUCUUGUCCAAAAUGGCUCAUAGUAGCAGGAGCCAAUCUCCUGUUUCUGUUGUGUGAGGCAGCUUGAUAUACAGUACCAGUCAAAAGUUUGGACACACCUAGUCAUUCAAGGGUUUUUCUUUAUUUUCUACAUUGUAGAAUAAUAGUGAAGACAUCAAAACUAUGAAAUAACACAUGGAAUCAUGUAGUAACCAAAAACGUGCUAAACAAAUCAAAAUAUGUUAUAUUUUGGAUUCUUCAAAGUAGCAAUGUUUGCAAACACAGCAAGGGGUUUAAACAUUUACAUAAAGAGGGCUUGCAUUUGCGUCACAAAUUACCUAGCAACCGCACCAGGCGCCAUGUUGGAACACCAGUCAGUCUGUUGGAAGUCCUCCAAUCAUGACUGGCUGCGUUUCGCUAUCACCGGAAAUCUUCGGGAAGACUGCCCAUUAUUUCGUUUUUUUCUAAGGGCCCCAGAGAACGUAGGCAGUGGGAGAACCUAUUCAAGUAAGUAAAUAUAUUUUGGAAAAUGUUAGCUUGCACACAAAUUCCUAUAGCUAACUGAAAUGAGCUGCUAACGUAUUGUUCACUAGUGUUAGGUUCUGACAAACGGAGGGAAAAAAACAAACGGACAACUAGUCAAAAAGCUCAAACCAAGUUUAUGUACCCACUGGGUCAAACAGCUGUUUACACAGGCACAUAGAAUUAUACUCUUCUUCCAGCUGGACCUUUGACCUCCUUGCAUCUCUGGACAGCCAAUUACAUCUCUGUUGCUAGGCAGGAACUUAAGUGGUGACUGUUCCUUCUCACUUCAUCUGACCUCGGCCUACAUUCCUCACCCUAAUCCACAGCUAUACAACCUUAUCAGUGACUGAAAAAAUGACCGUUGCCCUUCUCUCCAUAGGAUACAUGAGAUUUAACAUGACUGAAAUGACUGCAAAAUAGAGGUCGACCGAUUUAUGAUUUUUCAACUACAAUACCGAUUAUUGGAGAACCAAAAAAAGCUGAUACCUA
Messenger RNA from Salmo salar (Atlantic salmon), 2507 nucleotides. RefSeq lists its product as uncharacterized. Gene Ontology annotation, biological process: regulation of gene expression. NCBI's taxonomy places the organism in Eukaryota, Metazoa, Chordata, Actinopteri, Salmoniformes, Salmonidae. Gene Ontology annotation, cellular component: nucleus. The record is from RefSeq and is a predicted model, not a curated record.